CGCCAAAAUUUGUAUACGAAGCACAACGAAAACAACAAGUGUUUAGUUCAUUGUAAUUCAAAUCCCAAAGUUUAGGUGCUGAAGCAGGCAUUCAAAAGUGAAAUAAGAGGAAAAUCAACUGUAUUUGAGUUCGCAUUUGUUCAUUGCAACCAUGGCUAUCAUUAUUGAUCAGGAAUUACGCACAAAAAUCGAUACCGCCUGCCGCACGGCGGAAGAGUUCACCAAACUUUACUAUGAAAGUGUGGACAAGAAACGCCACCAAAUGGCCCGCCUGUAUAUGGACAACGGUCUGCUAGUGUGGAAUGGUAACGGUGCCACCGGAAAGGAUAACAUCCAGAAGUACUUCCAAGAGUUGCCUCGAUCGGAACACAUAUUGCAAACUCUGGACGCACAACCCAUCAUUGACGAUGCCGUCUCAUCGCAGCUCACGUUCGUGAUACAAGUUUCUGGGACCGUUAAGUUUCAGGAAAAUCCAUCGAAGCCAUUCCAGCAAACGUUUAUGAUAACGGCACAGGGGGACAAGUGGAAAAUUGCCAGCGACUGUUUCCGUUUGCAGGAUGCUAUCUUUUAAGUAAACUAUAAUUAAACUGACAAUUUGAUUCACUGGAA
Molecule: messenger RNA, 609 nt
Organism: Toxorhynchites rutilus septentrionalis
Lineage: Eukaryota; Metazoa; Arthropoda; Insecta; Diptera; Culicidae
Gene: Nxt1
Product: NTF2-related export protein
Exons: 2
Coding region: 152-571 (139 amino acids)
Biological process (GO): protein import into nucleus
Cellular component (GO): nuclear pore central transport channel
Source: RefSeq, a predicted model, not a curated record